This is a messenger RNA of Monodelphis domestica (gray short-tailed opossum), 2487 nucleotides long. RefSeq names its product vomeronasal 2 receptor 598 (gene VN2R598). Gene Ontology annotation, molecular function: G protein-coupled receptor activity. Gene Ontology annotation, cellular component: plasma membrane. Lineage: Eukaryota; Metazoa; Chordata; Mammalia; Didelphimorphia; Didelphidae. The record is from RefSeq and is marked inferred. Gene Ontology annotation, biological process: G protein-coupled receptor signaling pathway.
UACCAGGUAGCUCGGGCUUUUAUCUUUGCCAUUGAGGAGAUCAACCGAGAUGUGCAGCUGUUGCCCAACCUCACCCUGGGAUUCUCUAUUUGGGAUUCUGAGAACUCUAUAUUCAAGGCUCUUCAGGGGAUCGAGGGCCUCCUGAAAGGUCAAGGGGCUCCAGUUCCCAAUUAUAGCUGCCAGUCUAACCCUCCCCUGGCUGCUUUUGUUGGAGAAGCCCAUUCUUCUCUCUCCAUUCCCAUGGCCAGAUGGUUGGGUCUUUAUAAAUUUCCUCAGGUUAGCUAUGCAUCCAGUGUGGUCAGUCUCAGUGACAAAACUCAGUUUCCUUCCUUUUUACGGAUAAUACCCAAUGAUCAAUCUUGGUCUCAUGGUGUAGCCUUAGUGUUGCAAUACUUCAGCUGGACCUGGGUGGCGAUUGUGGCUCAAGAUGAUGAUUUUGGCAAUCAGGCCAGCUUCUUAUUAAGUGAGGAACUGAAGAAGGCUGGCAUCUGCAGAGAGUUCCUCAUGAAUAUUCCCAACUCAAAUUUUCAUCAGAAGUCCCAACAGAUUGUACAGGCAAUGGGAACGCUCUCAGCCAAAGUCAUUGUGGUGAUUCUGAAUAGCUUCAGUUUCUCCCUUAUGUUAAAGGGGCUCUCAGGAAGGGAUGUCACAGGAAAGAUCUGGAUUAGAAGAAACAUAGAUGAGAAUGAUAUUGCUCUCUCCUGUCCAAACCUUUCCCAGACUCUUGCCAUUUCUAGACAAAAGGGGAAGAUUCCGGGGUUUUCUGAAUUCCUUGACCACCUGCAAGUAGAUGGGACUCCAGAGAAUGAUUACAUAAAAGCAUUUUGGGAAAAAAUAUUCAACUGCAAGUGGCCUACCCGUGGAAUUCCUUGUCUGGGUAACAGCACAGAACUUGAAGGAUCGCAAUUCUGUACUGGGAAGGAGCACCUGCAAGGCCAUACCAUCCCUUUGCUGACCUCAGAUACCCUGAGUGAGACCUAUGGGGUCUACACUGCUGUGUACAGUGUUGCUCAUGCUCUCCAGGAUCUGAGCUCCUGUGAAGUUGGAGAAGGACCUUUUGGGAAUGGGAUGUGUGCAGAUAUCUGGGACCUCCAACCAUGGCAGCUAUUGUAUUAUAUCAAGAAGGUUCGUUUCUGGAUCCAUCAUGGAAAAGAGGUUGUUUUUGAUGUCAAUGGAGAUUCUUCCACUGUGUAUGACAUUCUGAAUGGGCAAGAGACUCCUCCAAAUUCAUUUUCCUUGGUGAAUAUUGGUGUUGUUGAUAUCAGGAGUUCAUUGGGGAAAGAACUGACUAUUAAUGAAAGUUCCAUCAUAUGGAGAGGAGGACAAUCACAGGCUCCUCUUUCUGUCUGCAGUGAGAGCUGCCUUCCUGGAUUCAGUCAGAUUCCACGCCAAGGCUGGCCCCAUUGCUGCUUUGACUGUAUACCCUGUCCAAUGGGAUACAUUGCAAAGAACAGAGAUAUGGAACAUUGUGAAAAGUGCCCUGAAGAUCAGUAUUCAAAUAGUCACAGGAAUCACUGUGUCUCCAAGACUGAGGUUUUCCUGGGUUAUGAAGAACCCAUAGGCAUGGCUCUGACAUGUGCUGCUCUUGCCUUCUCACUAUUUACAGUUUUCAUUCUUGGAGUAUUUGUGAGGCACCAAGGCUCUCCCAUAGUGAGAUCAAACAAUGCAGUCCUCAGUUAUAUUCUUCUUAUCUCCCUUGCUCUUUGCUUCCUCUCCUCUUUGCUUUUCCUAGGUCAUCCAACCACAGUCACCUGCCUCCUUCGACAAACCACUUUUGGGACUCUAUUCACUGUGGCAAUUUCCUCCAUUUUGUCUAAAACCCUUACUGUGGUUUUCGCCUUUCAGGCCACAAGACCAGGAAGUACCAUGAGGAAGUGGUUGAGACCUGGAGUAUUUUACUCUGUGGUUUUUAUAUUAUCCUCCAUCCAAGUCAUUCUGUGUGCUAUCUGGUUGGGAUCAUUUCCCCCUUUCCUAGAUGCAGAUACCCAUUCUCAGCCUGAGUACAUCAUCCUUGAGUGCAAUGAGGGCUCAUUUGUUGCCUUCUACUGUGUUCUGGGCUACAUAGCCAUCCUUGCCCUGGGGAGUUUCACUGUGGCCUUCCUGGCCAGGAACCUUCCUGACAGCUUUAAUGAAGCCAAGUUCAUCACUUUCAGCAUGCUUGUGUUCUGCAGUGUCUGGAUCUCUUUCCUCUCCACCUACCAGAGUACCAAGGGGAAGGCCACAGUGGCUGUAGAAGUCUUCUCCAUUUUGACCUCCAGUGCUGGGCUACUGGGUUGCAUCUUUAUACCCAAGUGUUAUACUAUUCUCUUUAGGGCCAAUGGACACACACAUGAAUGGUUAAAGAGACCUCCAAGUGGCAGCCAAAAGGUCCAUUUGCACAUUCUUCCCUCAGCAACUUCUUCUUCUUCAUGUAGUGCUGGCAGAAGGCCAAUCAAGGGAAAAAUAUCUGUGAUGAUUAAAAAUUCCAAGAGACUGGGUUCUGGGUAA